AACCUCGCCCCGGAUGAAAAGCGCAGCAACGUGCGGUGGGACCACGAGAGCGUUUGUAAAUAUUACCUCUGUGGUUUUUGUCCUGCGGAAUUGUUCACAAACACUCGUUCUGAUCUUGGUGUAAACGGAAGACGAGAUAACAUUAGAGAUGUCAACAAAUUUUUGGAACAUGACAAGUGGAUGGAAGAAUAGCAGAGAAACCUGUAUCCUAAAAGCCUGCAGAAGGGGAUAUUAAACAGAAGCAAGAGUUUGAUCAGCAGAACCCUGGACAGGCUCAGGAUUUGAAGGCAUCAGAAGGAUACAGCCAGAUGUUUUUUCCCCAGGCAGAAGAGAAGAGGAUUCUUUAGAGAAAGUGAACAGUUCCAGAGAAGUGAUCUACAGGACCAUGUGAAAAAAUUCAUGAUGAAAAUCUACGAAAACAGUAUGAGAAGAGUUCUCGUUUUAUGAAAGUUGGCUAUGAGAGAGAUUUUUUGCGAUACUUACAGAGUUUACUGGCAGAAGUAGAACGUAGAAUUAGACGAGGUCAUGCUCGUUUGGCAUUGUCUCAAAACCAGCAGUCGUCUGGGGCAGCUGGUCCAACAGGCAAAAAUGAAGAAAAAAUUCAGGUUCUAACAGAUAAAAUUGAUGUACUCCUGCAGCAGAUUGAAGAAUUAGGAUCUGAAGGAAAAGUAGAAGAAGCCCAGGGAAUGAUGAAAUUAGUUGAACAGUUAAAAGAAGAGAGAGAGUUGCUUAGGUCCACAACUUCGACAAUUGAAAGUUUUGCUGCCCAAGAAAAACAAAUGGAAGUUUGUGAAGUGUGUGGAGCCUUUUUGAUAGUGGGAGAUGCCCAGUCCCGGGUAGAUGAUCAUUUGAUGGGAAAACAGCACAUGGGCUAUGCCAAAAUUAAAGCUACUGUAGAAGAAUUAAAAGAAAAAUUAAGAAAAAGAACUGAAGAACCUGAUCGUGAUGAGCGUUUAAAAAAGGAGAAGCAAGAACGAGAAGAAAGAGAAAAAGAAAGGGAGAGGGAAAGAGAAGAGAGAGAGAGGAAAAGACGAAGAGAAGAGGAAGAAAGAGAAAAAGAAAGAGCUCGAGACAGAGAAAGAAGAAAGAGGAGUCGAUCAAGAAGUCGGCAUUCAAGCCGAACUUCUGACCGAAGAUGCAGCAGGUCUCGGGACCACAAAAGAUCACGAAGUAGAGAGAGAAGGCGAAGCAGAAGUAGAGAUCGACGAAGAAGCAGAAGCCAUGAUAGAUCAGAAAGAAAGCAUAGAUCUCGUAGUCGGGAUCGAAGAAGAUCAAAAAGCCGAGAUCGAAAGUCAUAUAAGCACCGGAGCAAAAGUCGAGACAGAGAACAAGAUAGAAAAUCGAAGGAGAAAGAAAAGAGGGGAUCUGAUGAUAAAAAAAGUAGUGUGAAGUCCAGUAGUCGAGAAAAGCAGAGUGAAGACACAAACACUGACUCAAAGGAAAGUGAUACUAAGAAUGAGGUCAAUGGGACCAGUGAAGACAUUAAAUCUGAAGUGCAGCGUAAGUAUGCACAGAUGAAGAUGGAACUAAGCCGAGUAAGAAGACAUACAAAAGCAUCUUCUGAAGGAAAAGACAGUGUAGUCCUGCAAAACAUUUUGAGGUACAUUGUUUUGUCUCAGCUAUUUUGUAGCAGACUCGUGCCCCCCGUUAGUGUGCCUCUUUGCAAAUUAUUGCCCACGUUUGUAAUAUAGUCGCCAUUGAAAAGUUAAUUAUCCUUUUUUUAGGGAUUUUGCUGUCAUUUCUUGUUUUUUUUCUUUUUUUUAAUAAAAAGGUUGAACUGUUUUUUAUUUUUUUUCUUUUUGGUAUUAAGUCCAUCUUGUGUUGGUACAUUGGCAGAGACAUAUGCUUUAAAACUUAAAUAUUUCUGAGGCACAUGUUGGACUACUUUGUUUUAAUUAAACUGCUAGUAUUUCUUUGUCAAGGAUGUUUCUAGUUUUUUGCUUUAUUGCCUUGCAUUCUAAUGCAGUUUGUUCUGUAACUCGAGAGCCAGUAGCAUUGGAUUGAUGGAAGUGUAGGGUUUAUGAAUUAUUGCAGCUGACUACCAUACCUCACACAGCGUUGGUGUUGUGAGCGGCCCAUGAAAAGCCAAAUUAAAAAUCAAGGAUUCAGUCAAACUAAGCAGGUACUCAUGCCAGGUACUCCUUUCUCUACCCACAUCCAUGUUUGAAUGCUAUUGCCUGUGAUCUUUACGCUUAACUGUUGUGUAUCUUUUUGUUCUUUACAAGAAGCACAGAGGGGUUUUUUGUGUAUUGCGUGAAAACUUAUAAUCAGAUGUUAACAGAAUGGAAUUUUUUUUCAACUGUGUGUAGGGAUGCAGUGGUGCCCAGAAUUAGAUAUCUUUAAAGAAUUUUAAAUACAGUAAACACUUCAUAUUAUUCGCCUUGUUACAUUCAAUGCAAUUCUCAAGUCUUUAAGAGGUAUGUUGUGUUUAAUAUUUCCUACUGUGUAGGAGAAUUUGCAGUCAGCCAUAGGUAUAUUAGGAAUAAUCACUGGCUGAUACAUUUAAAGCAGCAGUGAAUAGCAAGGGCAGACACCUUUAAACAGAAACACAAAGAACUGAUGAACCAUGUAGAAUGAAUUUGGGUUUUUAAAGAACUAUUAAAAGUCAAUCUUUUUGAGGGUUCUUGAAACCUGUAAACUGUUCAUUCUUUGGGCUAGUGGCAUGGGAUUAAAUAUUCCUAAUGAAAGGAAGUACCAAUUAGUUGAAUUGUUGAUGACCUUCCUUUUCUAGGAUAGCAAUGGUAGUGUUAUAUUUGUGUGAGCCAUUCACAUAGAGGCAAGCAUACACAGGCACAUGGUUUUAAAAAACCACACUGAUGCCUUGAUAAUUGAAAAGAAUACAAACAUUCCAUAUACAUAUAUUAAUUAGCAGUUAGUGACUGGGCCACUUAGUCAUGAAAAUUUGCCUUAUACAUGUUGUCUAAUUAUCAUUUUUCCGCAAAUUUUGCUUUGUAGGAAUACUGUUGGAAGAUUUUUGGAAGAAAACUGAAAACGGCAUAAAGUGAAGAUCGACAUUAAAAUGAGGUGAAAGAAAACUAUAGUGGCAUAGAAAAAGUAUAAAGCUCGGUUAGUUUGUUUGUUUUUUUUUAAUUAAAAAAUAAUUCAGGACUGAUGUGACCUAUCAGAUUUCAGAACAUGUAUUAAUAGCAUAUAUAUGCCACUGAAAACUUAGGUCCUGUAUCAUAUCUUUUUCUUUAAGACUUUUUAAGAAAUAUUACCUAAACAUGUGGCUUGCUCAGUGUUUAACUGCAAGUUUUCAUUCUUGGGACUUUGAAAACGAGAUUAAACGUUAAUAUUUGUGUGAAUCAGACUAAGUGGGAUUCCAUUUUUACAACUCUGCUAUACCUAGCCUUUGGAUUUAGAAGUGAAAAUAAAGUAUCUCCGACUUUCUGUUACAGAUUUGUCUGUUUGUCAUUGAAAAGUUUUAGUAUUAAUCUUUUUUUAAUAAAGUUAUUGACUCUGAACUAGUCCCUUGUUUUAAAUAUGAGAUACGCUGUUACUAGACAUCUUGGUGUACAGUUUUAUCUGAUUUGUUCUGUUUAAGCCUAAUUUUUAUAGAAUUUCCACAGUUUAAAUGUUUUAAAUAAUGGUGCUUCAAUUUUUAGUAGUUAUGACUACAUUUGGAUUUUGCUUUUAGUAACGAAGAUAUACAAUGAACUGAAAUAUAUUUUUACAUCCCUGAGAGAUUUCUUUAGUAGUACAAAAUUCAAAAUAUCCGUCUGACAAACCCUAUCAUCCUCUAGCUGUGAAAUAAUGAUGUAGAAAAGCAUUCAGACACUUAGCUGUUUUUUUGUCUUAGAAAUCCUGUAUCAAGAUUUUUUUAACCUGGUCUUAGAAAUAUAUUUAUUACUGUGUAUGGAGUGUAUCACAUCAAACAAGGAUUUUUUUAAAAUGCUUAAGGUAAUGGGAGUGUGUGUGGGGGUCAUGUUCGGCAAAUUUGGCAGCACAUUUCUAGUUAUAGCCAGCUUGUUGAUUGUAUAAAAGUAUUAUUAGCUCCAGCUGCAUGUGUCAUAGUUCAUAUAAAUCAGUUCUUCAUGAUUUAUAAUUUUCAAAUAUUGCUAUCAGUUUAUAGGUAAAGAAACCUGAGUUGGUGCAUUAAGUGACUUACCUGAUGUCUUAUAACUUCAUGUUGAUGGAGAAACUAGCACAUGGAAUCUAGGUCUCCACCUCAUGGUCCACUGCCUCACUUUAUGCCACUGUAGUUGUUCUAAUAGGCUUAAUAAUAGGCUACAGAAUUUACUAAAAUACCCUCCACCAAGCUUUGGAAAAUAAUGAUGCUUCAGAGGCUUUGUAUGAAACAGUGCUGUGGGGACAGCUUACCUAGAUGGAGGUAGACGGAUUAUCUCUGAAUUUGUGAGGAUUAAUGUAAGAUGGGAAACAGUCUAACAAAAAGUCGGUCACCUCCCAAACACUGCUUUGUAUAGUUUGACAAGAUAUGGUUGUAGAAUAAAGGUCAUAAAGUGAAAGUUUACCAGUUUCUAUUACCGAGUAUUAAGAAAAACAGAAAACAGAAGAAGUUUAUUUAAGUAUUAAGAUACUUAGUCAUUAAGGUGUUAAAUUGGGUAUUAAAAUGCCAAGUUUGUUCUCUUCUGCCACAUAUAUAAUCAUUCGCUAAUUUAUUUUAAUGAAGUACAGUAAAUGAGUUUACGAAAUCUUCAUCUGUAUGGAUCACUAAUGAAGUUAAUAUAAAAUUUGAAGGGGAGGCCUGGUCGCUUGAGGGGUCUAUGACUAAAAGUCUGGCCUUGGUUGUGGAGAUCUAGAAAUUGGAUCACAUCCAACAUCCCAAAUUAAUUAGGCUCAAGGAAAUUAUUCUUACUAACCAAAUUCAGAAGAAUCCCAUGUAGUGGUCAUGUGCCUAUUUACAUUGAGAAAUACACAUUUCUCUGGUGCAGACCAAAAAGUUGUCAGUUGCUUCAUGCGUAUUUCUCUUUGAAAAGCCUUAAGGGGGAGUCGAUUUGUACUAACUAGAAGAUUAACUUGGUAAGACUGCAAGCAGCAAUCAGUUUUUAAAACUUUUUUUAUUUCGGAAAAUUUAACGCAAAAGUAGGACAGUGUAGUUAACUUUGGUUAACGUUCAUCACCAGUAAGAUUCAGUGACCAUUCUUACUCUGUGUGUCCCCUGUCCCUGUUAUUUUCAGGCAAGUCUCAGACAUACUUAAUUUACAAAUGUUUCUGCAUGUAUCACUAAAAGACUUAAAAUUUAUUAAUUUAAAUAAAUUGGGUAAACUUGAGUUCAUACUGGUCUGGUGGGAGCCUGGUAACUGAGCCUGGUAAUUGCUGUUCUGGCAUCCUCCUUUUUGCAGGGUAGUGACACUCAUCUUCACCCUUUUUGUUAAGACAUCUUUUCUUCAAACAGAUCAUAAUACAAUAACUUUUCAUGUUGGAUUAAAACAUCUUUCUUGCCUUCUUAAGCUAAUUAUGUCACUCAGCCUAGAGACACCUUCUUUCCUUACGUAACAUUACUUCCCUGCAGGUUAUCUGUCUGGUUUCUUCAAUACAGUGUCACAGCCAUAUCUCUUAAGGUGUGAGAACACUUAGACCACAUGUGGGUUGAGUUCAGUCACUUGAUUAAAAAUUUUUAGAGAUGUUAAAACUGAACAAUUUAGGGUGGAAGUGCUUUUAACUGUGUCCUGUGCUUUCAAAAAUGUGUUGUAGAUGAGCUGUGUGAGUAUUUUUUAAAUGUGCAUAAAAUGAAAAAUACUUGAACUUGUGUAUAUUUUCUGUGGGUUGGGACUUCCUGCAGGGCUGGUUUUCAGGUUUGAGUUUGGACUGAUUUUUAGUUUAUGAAAAAAUCCCCAGGUGACUGCUUUUUAAGAAUUUUGUAUGACAGUUGUUACACUUGUGUAUGGUUUGGAAAAACAACAGAAAUGUUUUGUGAUAUGUCUCUUCUGCUCCUGCUCUUUUCCAGGAGCUACUAGUGUUAAGAAUUAUUUUUCCAAGUGGUUUUUGUGGGGAGGUGGGUGGUGGGGGAUGUAAUCAUUUAUAUGUUUGAAUCUUUUAAAAUAUAUCACAGUACAGCAUAUUUUCUGAAUCUUGCUGUUUUCACUCAGUGUAUUUAGAAACAUUUGAGACAUAGGAGAUAGCAAUUUUAAGUUUAAAAACGUAGUUUGAAAAGUCCAUUUCAGUAAAAGAAGUAAAUGUAUUUUUCAUGGUUGUAUUAGAUUUUUUAAUUUCCUAAUUUAAAAAUGCAAUUUGAGAGUUUCAUAGUUGAUCUGUUUCUUCCCCUUGGCCAUCCCAAAUAGAUCAGUUGGCAUCAGCUUUUAAAAGUGUUUAGGAACAACAGCUUCAGAAAACAGUUGGGCACAACUGUGCGGUAACUUCUGGCUGUUCCAUCCCGAGAUACAUACCCUAGAGAAACAUUUAUGCAUGUGUGCCAGGGGAUGGAUGUAAAAAUGUCAUAGCAGCAUCAUUUGUAAUAGCAAGAAAGGAAGCAAAAACAAACUGGAAAGACUUGAAAUGUCCAACAGACCAGGGGACACAUGUUGUGGUACUUUCCUUUAGUGGGAUUCCAAGAAGUCAGACUGAACUACCGCAACACAUGUGAACAUGGAGAGUCUCUGGUCAGAAAAGCAAGUUGCAGAAGAAUAAUCCAAUUCCUUUUCUGUGAAAGUCAAAACCAGUCCGUAAAUAUAUGGUAAAUGGAAAGCAAGGAAAUGAUUUAACACGAUUCAGUGUAUUCGAGGGAGAUCAUGAAGGGCAAGAAGGAUCCUUCAGAAGAACUGGUGGUGAUUGUUGAAGCUGGGUGGGUGGUUUCUUUUUUAAACUGUAUGUGUAUGUGCUUUUGUAUGUAUAUUUCUUAAUAAAAUUUAAAUUUUAAAAAAUGGGAAAAGGUCUUGAUGUAGGUAGUAAGUAGUAAAAUAGAUACAUAAACAGUGUAUUUCAUGGAAUUAAAGUGAUAGCAGGUUUAAAGGGUAUUGUUUUUCGAGUUCCAGACUUAGAGUCUUAAUUGUAGUUUUUAAAAGCUAGAAAAAGGGCCUCCAUGUAUGUUUUCUUUGUACAUUAUUUUUAUCUUGAAGUAAUUUUCAUUUGGGUGUCUGCCAGGAAACUGAUUCUGCUUCUGUAUAAGCAGCUUCCAAGGAAGCUUUUUCUCUCAGAUUUAUACCAGUCUAGGAAGGAAAACUGCCAUUCUCCUGACCCAUGGUUAACACAUCCUUCCCUUUGUUCAAGUUACAUUGUCACCUCAGAGGGGCUACUCUUGGUCCUUGUCUUACUCUUUAGAAGGACUUACAUGAAGUGUUUAAAUAAUGUUGGCUCUGUAAAGGGGAAGUGGUUGAAAUUUGAAAGGCACCUCGUUCAGUUCAGUCACUCAGUCGUGUCUGACUCUUUGUGACCCCAUGAACCGCAGCACACCAGGCCUCCCUGUCCAUCACCAACUCCCGGAGUCCACCCAAACCCAUGUCUGUUGUGUCGGUGAUGCCAUCCAACCAUCUCAUCCUCUGUCGUCCCCUUCUCCUGCCCUCAAUCUUUCCCAGCAUCAGGGUCUUUUCAAAUGAGUCAGCUCUCCGCAUCAGGUGGCCAAAAUAUUGGAGUUUCAGCUUCAACAUCAGUCCCUCCAAUGAACACCCAGGACUGAUCUCCUUUAGGAUGGACUGGUUGGAUGUCCUUAUAGUCCAAGGGACUCUCAAGAGUCUUCAACAACAACACACUUAAAAAGCAUCAAUUCUUCUGCGCUCAGCUUUCUUUAUAGUCCAACUCUUAGAUCCAUACAUGACUACUGGAAAAACCAUAACCUUGACUAGAGUAAAUUCAUGUAGCUAAAAGGCCUUGUAUCAGUUACCAGUGGCCCUUGUAUACUUCCAAAUAUAUACCCCAAAUCACUUCGUUAUAUGAACCAUAUGCAUUCUAGACCAUUUCUAAAUACGUUCUGGAAAUCUUUUUAGGAUAGCAUUCUGAUAACUGAUUUGUUUCAAUGACUUGAAAAUGGCAUAAUCCUACAGCGGAAUUGUAUGUCACCCAGAAAUUAAGUUUUUACAAUCUGUGCAUGAAAUACAUAAUAAAAAUUAUUCUUGGAACUUC
This is a messenger RNA of Dama dama (fallow deer), 8016 nucleotides long. RefSeq names its product LUC7 like 3 pre-mRNA splicing factor (gene LUC7L3). Bases 444 to 1691 code for a protein of 415 amino acids. The record is from RefSeq and is a predicted model, not a curated record. The transcript has 13 exons. Gene Ontology annotation, cellular component: U1 snRNP; U2-type prespliceosome. Gene Ontology annotation, molecular function: mRNA binding. NCBI's taxonomy places the organism in Eukaryota, Metazoa, Chordata, Mammalia, Artiodactyla, Cervidae. Gene Ontology annotation, biological process: mRNA splice site recognition.